UAUACACACAUGCAUAUACAAUUCCUCCCCUCGUAUCAUCUCGGUGCAUUCUGUAUGCUUCUGAUCUCCCUCUCUCUCUCUCUCUCUGCUUCUUAUCAUCUAAAAGCAAACUAUGCUUCCAUGGCUUUCGCUUCUUCUUCUCUUUCUUCCUCUCCUUCUUAUCAUCGCCGUGAAACGGAGACAGAGACAGCUACAACCUCCCGGACCGCCGUGACUUCCGGUGGUCGGAAACGUGCAAAACAUCGGAAAGCUGCCGCAUCAAACUCUCUGGAAACUGUCGAAGAAGUACGGUCCCGUGAUGCUUCUGCAGCUUGGAAGAGUCCCCACCGUCGUAGUUUCUUCCCCUGAAAGCGCGAAACAAGUCUUGAAAGUUCAUGACAUCCAUUGCUGUAGCCGACCUCUCUCGGAAGGUACGAGGAAACUGUCCUACAAUCAUCUCGACGUGGCUUUCUCCCCCUUUGAUGAUUACUGGAAACAGAAGCGGAAGAUUUGUGUUCAGGAACUCUUCUCGACCCAACGAGUCCACUCGUUUCAACCCAUCAGAGACGAGGUGAUCCAGAAGCUAAUUGAUUCCAUCUCCGAGUCAGCCUCUACGAAUUCUCCGGUCAAUCUGAGCCAGAAGUUUAUGUCUUUUACAGCAAUCUUGACUUGCAAGGCAUUGUUCGGGACGAGUUUCCAAGGAAGUAAGAUUGACAAUGACAGGUUUCAGAUGUUGGUCCACGAGGCAUUGCAGAUGUUGGGAAGCUUCUCUGCUUCAGAUUUCUUGCCGCUGGUAGGUUGGAUCUUCGAUUGGUUCACGGGUUUACAUAGACGAAGAGAGAGAAGCGUACGUGAUCUCGACACGUUUUAUGAAGAAAUGAUAGAUCUGCAUCUUCGAGAAAACAGACAAGGGGAUGAAGAUUUCGUCGAUGUGCUUCUGAAGUUGGAGAGGGAACAAGCUGCUUUAGGGAACGCCCAGAUCACAAGAAACCACACCAAAGCCAUCGCAAUGGUAAGUCCGAUUCAAAUCAAAGACCAUCUGAUAAGUAAAGUGCUAAACUUUGACAAAAAUCUGUGUCUGCUGCAGGACAUUCUUAUUGGAGGAAUAGAUACUUCUGCAAUAACCAUGACGUGGGCUUUCAGAUGACGACGGAAAGAUCGCCGGAGAAGAUGAACUUGACAGUAGAGAGAGAACAGUUAUAGAGAGAGAAAGCUUAGCGAGAGAAAAAUGAUUUGUAUUUAGUCGUUAACCUGUUUGUUCAAUACACUGGAGUUUAAGUACUCUGUUUGAAAUACAAACCAUCUACUUCUACCA
Messenger RNA from Tarenaya hassleriana, 1294 nucleotides. RefSeq names its product cytochrome P450 71B10-like. Lineage: Eukaryota; Viridiplantae; Streptophyta; Magnoliopsida; Brassicales; Cleomaceae. The record is from RefSeq and is a predicted model, not a curated record. Bases 299 to 1126 code for a protein of 275 amino acids. Gene Ontology annotation, molecular function: heme binding; iron ion binding; monooxygenase activity. The transcript is spliced from 2 exons.